UUGUGUCAUGUGCCAAUGACUAUCUGGGGCCGUGAGGUGUGUUGUUUUUCACAUGCGUCCCUUUUUAUGCCGAAAUGGCACGUCAAGAGGCUGAUGCCGAAAGGGCCCCCCUCUUAAGAAACAGUCAAAAUGAGUUUUUGCAGCAGGGCUAUGGAGACAUUCAAGUGGCACCUGGGCAGCAGCAAGGGGUGGAAGAGCCUCCUCCACUCUACUCCCCACCAUACAAUGGGAUCCAGGGAAAUGUAGUCCCGUGCCGAGUGUGUGGUGAAGUGAUAGACAUUACGAAUCAGAAGAACCAACAUGUAGUACGUUGCAGCAGAUGUAAUGAAGCCACGCCCAUUCGAAACGCACCUCCCGGCAAAAAGUAUGUCCGUUGUCCUUGCAAUUGUCUUCUCAUUUGCAACGUGACUUCUCAGAGGAUUGGCUGCCCACGGCCUAACUGCAAGAGGAUAAUCAACCUUGCACCAAAUACUGCAAGCAUUCCCCAAUGCCAGCUGCCUGGGCUUUGCAGGGUCUGCUGUGUCCAUUGUCAGGAAAAUUUCUUGUUCAACACGCUUAGCAAUGCCCUAGCCCGCUGUCCACACUGUAGGAAGGUGUCAUCAGUAGGACCAGAGUAUGCUAGAGGUCGCGGUAUUCUGUCGCUAAUUCUGGCAGCAGUCUUCCUCGCAAUCACCCUUGGAGUAUUGCUGGGAACAUAUCAGUAUGCUGCAUCAAAGAAAGGCAUAUAUGUUGCAUACAUUGGUGGCUUUAUUGCAUUCCUGCUGUUUCUGGCGAGAGGACUCUACUACUUCACAAUGCGUGUCAGCGACGUCGAAGGACCUGCAUGAUCGCACGAUUGCGCUGUUGCCCACCACCCCGUAUAGGUACCCUGGUGCCUGGCAGUUUUUCUUCAUUGAGCUUCUGCAAUUGUUACUGUACAUACCACACCAUUACUUAUAUUUUGGUGUCUGUUUCGCUUUUCUUACCAGCCAAGGAAAUAUGUAUGCUUUUUCUUUUUUUGCGUAUGAAUGUGUAGUAAUCCUAAAACCAUAAUGGGAGGCAUACUAACGAUCACCAAAUUAUGGAGAAAUUUCCAGUGAUUCAAGAGUCAACCUGGAAUGUCGGGAAUAUAGGAAACACGCGUCUGUAGUAGCGUGGUAGUGCCAUGUAGGAAUAACUAUGCCAGAUGCGGCUGGUAAAUGUGUAGCAAUUGUGCAAGAAAAUGUUGGUACAAAGUUCAAAGAUGUUGGUGCUUAAAUAUGUGCAUUCGGAAUUAAGGAUGGAUGAUAGGCUUCAGGGCGAUAUUUCCUGCCCGGUUUUUAGUUUUAGCAGUUUGCAAUAUAUGUUUUUAUUGAAAGUAGAGGUUGGGAUAUUGUAUCAUGAGCAUGUAGUAUGUAUAAUUUAGGUACUGGCUCAAGAAAUGGGAAAAUGACAGGUUAUCGUGAGGUAUCAUGAUUUUGGUCAGGUUGUACAAGUGGUGGUAGUACUUUUCUAGGGAAAUGCAGAAAGAAAACUAGCACUUUUCACAUAAAGAAAUAAAAAGAAUGUCAUUACUUGCAAAGUGUUUACAUUGUAUAUGUUUUGUUGAACAGUUCCAUUCGCUUUUCUAAAUGGAAGAGAAGAGACAAGUAUUCCAUUGGCCAAAUCCAGCAAUGCACAUAGCAUGUCACAGCAUAUCAAGCAUAUAAUUACAGCAGACAUGAAUGCCACAAAAGGCUGGCUAGGCAGUUGAACCAAAUAUUUCACUGGGUUUACGGGAAGCUACAUCCAUUUCUAGUUUGACCAUGAUUGUGACUGCAUUUGCCAUAUGAUUUUAAUUUUGUGCUGUAGUUAGUUUGGGCUCCUUUCUGACAGUACGACAAGCCAGUUCAGUGGCAAUCCUGUGUAGCCUUUAUCUUAAUGAGUAAUGUGUUGUUCACUGUAUCAGUCUACCAACAUUGGUCAUCGUUUCCUGCUUGCUUGGUAUUAUUGUGUCGGGCAUGUUUUGCAAUUUUUGAAAUGGCUGGAAAUGUGUAGUGUAUUGACGCUAAGAUUUUGUGUCGAGCUUGGUAAAACGUUUACUGAGGAGCAUCAAGUGACUUAACAAGCCUACAGUUUGGGAUGUGCUUAGCAUUACAUUAGUGGUUAGGAGCCAGUUGAUGUCUGCACAGGAUGCUAGACAACACUGACUGGCGAUCCCCGUGUGAAAAAAUUGUGAAGAUAUCAGGCUGGGUGUGAAGGUAAAGACCUGUACAGUGGAGAGGUAUCGAAUGGAACCUCAUGCAUGACGAAAAACAGCACUACUAUAAUUCCUUUCCUUUGAUACCCUCCUGACCUGUUCACUGCAGAAUUUGUACCUUUUGAAAAGACAGAUUUGUGAGGAUACAAGACUAAAGAAAAUUGCAGGCAGAAGGAUAUGGGAUGCAAAGGGCUGCUUCCAGAUCUGGAUAUCAUGUAUGAGCAAAGCUGAAGAGUGCAUCAAGCGAGCCAAGGCUCAAUACGUUAGAAUUAAGCCUCGAAAGAAUUAAAAGGCAAACACAUCUUGUAUGUCCCCAUAAAAAGGUGCCCAGGCAAACUUAAGUUGAAGUCUUUCCAGUCUUAGUGUCUGUCUCAGGAAGUUGUCAGAGAUGUACAAACUCAUGAACACCCCACCACAGUUCUGAAACCUCACCAGCCUUUUGAGCUCUGCCGCUUUACUGCAUCCAGCCUAGCUGUAAUACGUUUGCACCUUCUUCCACUACAUAAUCUGUGCAUAUUCUGUGUGCAUAUAAAGCACAUGUUUGAGUGUAAAAGAGUGCUAAUAAAUGCGCAAUAUAAUGCUUUGUGCA
Ornithodoros turicata is the source of this 2786-nucleotide messenger RNA. RefSeq names its product type I phosphatidylinositol 4,5-bisphosphate 4-phosphatase-B-like. The record is from RefSeq and is a predicted model, not a curated record. The transcript has 8 exons. Gene Ontology annotation, molecular function: phosphatidylinositol-4,5-bisphosphate 4-phosphatase activity. Gene Ontology annotation, biological process: phosphatidylinositol dephosphorylation. Bases 75 to 827 code for a protein of 250 amino acids. Gene Ontology annotation, cellular component: lysosomal membrane; plasma membrane; phagocytic vesicle membrane. NCBI's taxonomy places the organism in Eukaryota, Metazoa, Arthropoda, Arachnida, Ixodida, Argasidae.